Messenger RNA from Rhodamnia argentea, 3927 nucleotides. RefSeq names its product MDIS1-interacting receptor like kinase 2-like. Gene Ontology annotation, molecular function: ATP binding; protein kinase activity; protein binding. Lineage: Eukaryota; Viridiplantae; Streptophyta; Magnoliopsida; Myrtales; Myrtaceae. The record is from RefSeq and is a predicted model, not a curated record. Gene Ontology annotation, biological process: protein phosphorylation. Gene Ontology annotation, cellular component: plasma membrane. The transcript is spliced from 6 exons. The coding region runs from base 216 to 3758 and encodes 1180 amino acids.
ACCGGAUGUUAAAUUUCUCAAACCAGAAAAGCCAAAACUACCGGGAGCUGUCAUGGACAGCAAGCAUUGGGUGAGCUUAGAGUGUCAAUCAAUAUUGACUUGGUCUUAGAUGGCAUAAAGAUCCCACGUCAUUCUACUACAAAUACCUCGGCCGCUAGCAUUGCCAUUGAGAUAACAAAAGCACCCCCUCCUCAUAGCUUAAAACCUCCUGUCAAAUGGCGGCAUCGUCUCGAAAACAGCUCUCGAUGCUCCUCCUAGUUUAUGUCCUCCUCAUGCUUGUUAUGCAAGAAGUGUCUCGUCCUGCUUCAUCCAAAAGCUCUUCUUCAAUGGCCUUCGCUCUUUCAGGCAGCCAAACAAGAGAUGAGGAAGUGGCGGCGCUCCUGAAGUGGAAAUCCCAGCUCAACAGCGAGAGUCACUCUAUCUUGUCUUCGUGGAACGGAAGCGACCCUUGUUCUUGGCGCGGACUCAGUUGCGGUCCUCUUGGGAGCGUCAUCAGCUUGAACCUCUCGAGCAGUGCCAUUCGCGGUAUGCUCCACGAUCUCAAUUUCUCCUCAUUGCCCAACUUGGUCACUCUUAAACUUGACAACAACUCGCUCUUCGGGAACAUCCCCUUGAGCCUCGGCGAUCUUUCCAAGCUCGCUUACCUAGACUUGUCUCAGAACCACCUUUCUGGAGAGAUUCCAAUCCAACUCGGAUUGCUGCGGUCACUAGAAGUUUUGGAAUUGUCAUCGAACAACAUCACGGGUUCGGUCCCUGGCUCUAUAGGAAGUUUGAGUAACUUGACUGGGCUAUACGUUCAAAACAAUAACAUCUCCGGGUUCAUCCCUCAAGAAGUAGGAAUGCUCAAAUCUCUCAACCAGUUGUUCUUAUUUAACAACCGCAUUGGCGGUCGCAUUCCUUCUUCCAUUGGAAAUAUGAGCAGUUUGACGAAGUUAUGGCUGUUCAAUAAUGAUCUUGUUGGGUCCAUUCCAAUAGAAAUAGGGAUGUUGGGGUCUCUUAGCGAGCUUGAUUUAUCAAGCAAUUACCUCAGCGGAUCUAUCCCGAGAACUCUAGGAAACUUGAGUAAUUUAGGCUUUCUUUACUUUUAUGGAAACCAACUCUCUGGCCACAUACCUGAAGAAGUCGGAGGAAUGAGAUCCCUCAUGCAUUUCGAGCUUUUAGACAAUGAUCUAACAGGUUCAAUCCCGUCGUCGAUAGGGAACUUAAGCAACUUAGGCAUUCUUUAUCUUUACAGCAAUAAGCUUUCCGGUCAUAUUCCUCCCGAAAUCGGAAACCUUAGAUCUCUCUCUCAGCUUGAUCUCUACCAAAACAAUCUCACAGGUUCGAUCCCGUCGUCUAUAGGGAACUUAACCAACUUAGGCCUUCUUUCUUUUUUCAACAAUAAGCUUUCCGGUCCUAUUCCUCGCGAAAUCGGAAACCUUAGAUCUCUCUCUCAACUCGCUCUCUACAAUAAUGAUCUCACAGGAUCAAUCCCGGAAACCAUAGGAAAGUUGGGCAACUUGACUGCCUUGCUCCUCUUUGAAAACAAACUCUCCGGUUCUAUACCUUCUAGUAUCGGAAACUUAAGCAAGCUCAAUGGAUUGUACUUGUACCAAAAUAAGUUGUCGGGGUCGAUUCCGAAAGAGAUGGGAAGACUAGGAGCCCUUGUUGAUCUGUUUCUAUUUAACAAUAGCCUUGAAGGCUCUCUUCCAGUGGAGAUCAACAAUCUCACAUCCCUCACAAGCCUACAACUCGGCGAUAACCAGCUUGUCGGCCAAUUGCCACCGGAUAUAUGCAGCGGUCAUGUUCUUGUGAAUUUCACUGCAUACAACAAUCACUUCACUGGACCCCUGCCAAGAAGCCUGAAAAAUUGUACGAGUUUGUUUAGAGUUAGGCUCGAAAAGAACCAGCUAAAGGACAACAUUACUGAUGUUCUUGGCACAUACCCCUACUUGAAUUAUCUUGAGCUGAGCAAUAACGAACUUUACGGAGAGCUUCCAGCAAGAUUGGGCACGUGGAGCAAUUUGACGAGCCUGAAAAUCUCCGACAACAAAUUAUCAGGCAUGAUACCGCCUGAUCUUGGGAAGAUGACUCAAUUGCAUGUAUUACAUAUAUCUUCCAAUAAUCUUGUCGGGGAAAUUCCGAAAGAACUUGCAAAGUUGCAGUAUCUGCUAGAGCUUUGGCUGGAUGGCAACCAUCUCACUGGCGACAUUCCUCACGAAAUUGGAGCAUUGUCGGACCUUGUACAAAUUAACGUUGCGGGAAACAAGCUAAGUGGCUCAAUCCCCAGAGAGCUUGGGCAGUGUGUGAACCUUCAGUAUCUAAAUUUAAGCAGAAAUAAUCUUGAGCAGAGCAUUCCAAUGGAGAUCAGCAAUCUCCACUCUCUUCAAAGUCUCGAUCUAAGCCGAAAUUUGCUUACUGGAGAUAUACCUCAAGAUCUUGGACAAUUGCGCAAUUUGGAAACACUCAAUCUCUCACACAAUCAACUCUCGGGUUCGAUUUCACCAGCUUUUGAUCAUCUAACAGGUCUUACAUCUGUUGAUGUAUCCUAUAAUGAGUUAGAGGGUCCUUUACCAAACAUCCCAGCCUUUCAUAAUGCUACAAUCGCUACUGUAGGAGAGAACAAAGGCUUGUGCGGAGAUAUUACGGGUCUCACGCAUUGUCCAGGGACGGCGGGGAAAGGGAAAGACAGACACACAAAUUUGCUCCUCAUUUUACUCCCUACUUCUCUUUGCCUGCUUGCUUUGCUUCUUGUAGUGGGAGUUUCAUGCAUUGUGUUCAGAAGAAAAAGGGAAGGAGAGAACGGCUUGAUAGAAGCGAGCAGUGAACAUAUGUUGGAAAUAUGGAGCUACGAUGGAAGAACGGUGUACAAGAACAUUAUCGAUGCCACCGAGGAAUUCGACGCCAAAUAUUGCAUCGGCACAGGUGGACAAGGGCGUGUUUAUAAGGCCAAGUUGCGAACGGGUGAGAUUGUUGCCGUUAAAAAACUUAACCAAGCACCGGAUGUCGAAAUGGCUAGUCGAAAAGCAUUUGAAAGGGAGGUUCAUGCUUUGGUGGAAACCCGACACCGAAACAUUGUGAAGCUGUACGGAUUUUGUUCGAGCACUCGCCAUUCGUUUUUGGUUUAUGAGCAUCUUGAAUCGGGCAGCUUGGAGGAUAUCUUGAAGAACGAAGAAAGGAUAAGACUGUUCGACUGGAAUAAGAGAUUGAAUGUCGUUAAAGGUGUGGCUAAUGCUUUGUCCUACAUGCAUCAUGAAUGCUAUCCUCCGAUAAUCCAUCGUGACAUAUCGAGCAAGAAUAUUUUACUCGACGAAGAAUACGAAGCUCACGUCUCGGACUUUGGCACAGCCAAGGUUCUAAAACCUGAUUCAUCUAACUGGACUUCGUUUGCAGGCACAUUUGGAUAUGCAGCUCCAGAACUUGCCUACACGAUGGAAGUGAGCGAGAAACACGAUGUCUAUGGUUUCGGAGUCUUAGCGAUGGAAGUGAUAAUGGGAAGACAUCCGGGCAAUCUCAUAUCAACUCUCUUGUCCACAUCUCUACCAACAUCAAGUGAUUCGACAACCCCCCAUUGCUCCCUAAAAGAAGUUUUGGAUCAGAGGAUUCCAUACCCUGAAGGCGAUUUGCUAGGGGAAGUGGCUCUCACGACAAAGAUCGCAUUUUCGUGCUUGAGUCCUAAACCGGAGCAUCGUCCGAGCAUGCAACAAGUUUCUAAAGGGCUAUCAACACAUCGUUCAUCGCUGUUCAAUUCGAUAGAUAUCAUAAAAUUGGAAGAAUGAGCUAAUAUUAGAGGCUUCACUUGUUGGCAAUUCUUGUCAUGUCAGUAUAUUUGUAUCGGUUAUCCAUGUAGUUUUAUAAUGAUUUUCCAAUAUUAAUCUAAUGUGAUUGCAAAGUACUUAUUCAUUGAAAAUGAGUGAAAUGUGUCAAUUCUUCUUAGCUCGAAAUUAA